Messenger RNA from Echinops telfairi (small Madagascar hedgehog), 1551 nucleotides. Its product is annotated as melanoma-associated antigen B4-like. Gene Ontology annotation, biological process: negative regulation of transcription by RNA polymerase II. Gene Ontology annotation, cellular component: nucleus. The coding region runs from base 7 to 1053 and encodes 348 amino acids. The transcript has a single exon. Lineage: Eukaryota; Metazoa; Chordata; Mammalia; Afrosoricida; Tenrecidae. The record is from RefSeq and is a predicted model, not a curated record.
GUCACCAUGCCUCGUGGUCAGAAGAGUAAGCGCCGUGCCCGUGAGAAACGCCAGCAGGCCCGAGGGCAAAGCCAGGCUGCCCAGGGUGCUCAGGCCACUGCAAUGGAGGAGGAAGGACCCUCUUCUUCCUCCUCUGUUUUGGAGGACACCCCCCAGAGGUCUUCUGUUGAGGGUGUUUUGCAAGAGUCUAAGGAAGCCACUGCUCCUGCUUCAAAUGCUUUGUCCAAAAUAUCUGAUGUGGAUGCCAAGGGCCAAGAUCAGAAAAGCCCCAGCCUUGCCCAGGAUCUAUGUUCCACUGAGAAGCCCAAGAGAGAUCUGUCCAGAAAGAUACGCAUGUUACUUCUGUUCUUGGUAGACAAGUAUAACAUGAAAGAGCCUCUUAUGAAGGCCGAUAUGCUGAAGGUUGUCAACAAAAAGUUCCAGAAGCACUUCCCUGAGAUCCUGAGCGAAGUCGCGGAGCGCAUGAAGUUGUUCUUUGGCCUUGAAUUAAGGGAAGCUAAGUCCAGAUGUAACGCCUAUGAGCUCAUCAAGACAGGAGAUGUCACCAAACGAAGCAGUUUGAAUGGAGGCCUGCAGUUGCCUAUGACAAGUCUGCUGAUUACUGUCUUGGGUGUGAUCUUCGUGAACGGUAACCGAGCCUCUGAAGAAUCCAUCUGGAAGUUCCUGAAUAUGCUGGGAAUCUAUGCUGGGAGGAUGCACAAUAUUUUUGGAGAGCCCAGGAAGCUGCUGGUGUGUGAUUUUGUGCUGGCGAGAUACCUGCAGUACCAGCAGGUGCGAAAGAGUCGUCCUCCACGCUAUGAAUUCCUGUGGGGUCCAAGGGCAUGUGCUGAAACCACCAAGAUGAAAGUUCUGGAGUUUUGGGCCAUGCUGAAAGGUGUGAAUCCCUGGGAUUUCCCUGGUCCCUAUGAAGAGGCUUUGAGAGAUGAGCAAAUGAGAGCCCGACGGCUAGUUGCAUCCAUAUUCGGUUCUACUGCUUACACCACUAAGAGUUCAGGCCCAAGUCUAGUGGCUUCACCAGAAUCUAGUGAAGUGGGAGAAGAUUCUUCACAGUAGUUGACAGGGCUUCCAAGUAGUACAUUCAGAAGUAGCUUAGAGGAAACACAAUAUAUUAUUUUCUGUUGUGUACUAGUAACUUGUAGUUUGUUCUCUCUCAAAUGUUGUGCCUUUUGAUCUAAAUUUUAUUUUGCUUCUGAAUGUAAGGUCAUGAAUCGUGUUUUUGUUGUAUAUCAGAUAUAAGAGUUAGCAUUGCCAGCUACAAUGACUUGAAAAACUUCAACAUUCUGUUUAUGUUUUAAGAGUAGGUAGAUUGGCAUUGAGAAUAACACCAGAUUACGGUAUUUAGGAUCACCGGUGAAAGGAAAAAAUGAUAAUUAUAGAAGUUUUUUGGGUGCCUUAUGCUUUGUAAUCUUACUUGUUUUGUAAAAUUAAAGUUAUAUACACACACACAACUUGAUUUGAUUAAAAUAUUUAGAGGUUGUUUUGUGUUUUAGUUGGAGCACUGCAUAUUCUCUGAAAUCUAAUUGAUAAGAAAUAAAGAAAAUUUUAAAUUGU